Messenger RNA from Triticum aestivum (bread wheat), 4010 nucleotides. RefSeq lists its product as uncharacterized. Bases 118 to 1089 code for a protein of 323 amino acids. Lineage: Eukaryota; Viridiplantae; Streptophyta; Magnoliopsida; Poales; Poaceae. The transcript has 13 exons. The record is from RefSeq and is a predicted model, not a curated record.
UUUUUUUUCGCGAGGGCCGGGGAAGAGAAGGAGGCGCCAUGGUGAAGGAUGCAUCUGCUUCAAGCGCAGCCUGUGCGCGAGGAAGGAUGAGGCUUUGACCCGCUAGCGAGGGAGAAGAUGCGAUCUGGACGGUUAUUAUUUCGCGAAUCGAACGAUUGGGGCUUGACCGGCGGAACCUUUCGGCCGGCGCACCGGCGCCCAGUACUGGCCUUGAUGAAUAGUCUGCCGUUUAUUUUUCGUUGGUUUUAUUUCGUCCCAUCACUUUCGCUGAUUUUUUUUCGUCUCUUACCCCACGGCACCCCAUCCCACGCAGCCAAAAAAAACAACACCCAGCAAGAAAAAAAAACCAUGGACCCCAUCCUUCGUUGCCCUUUCCCAUCGAUCCCAUCUACCCCCGCCGCCGCCGUCCGAGGGGGAGACGACGCCGCCGCCGCCUCUGCAAGGCAGGGCGGUUUGAAUCCCGCCGCUGCCGAACUCCGGGAAACGCCCGACGGCGUACCCUGGAAGGCCUGGAUCAAGGAGGAGCACAGACAGAUCCUGCCGUUGGCCGCGACCCUCGUCGUCUACCUCCACCGGCCAUCCCGCACACCCUUGCUCUCCGUGCGUCGCGCCAUUCCCCACCCCGUUGUGCCCCGCCUCUGUCCUAACCGUCGAAAUCGGCCUCGCCGGCGGCGCCGCUCCCGUGUGCUUCGUGCUCCUGCGCUGCUGCCGUCGCGAUGUCCGGGGGAUCCAUGGCGGCCAGCUGCUUGUCAACCACAACGAGCGGAGGUAGCGAGUUGGAUUUGGCCACGCCUGAGCGAUUUCGUGGCCGCGGCAUUGCGGCGCGGUGGCCGGGGGUCGCGGCGUCCCAUGUGGGUGCAGUGGUCACGGCAGCAGGCACACACGACGGUGGUCGCGCAUGGGGCUGCGCUGGUCUGUGACCACAUGGUGGCGGAAGAAGGUCGUCUUCCCAUAGCACUGCACGCUGGCCGCCAUCUCCAUCGGCGGCUGCACCAACAAGACAGUGUUCCUGAAUUAGGUCAAGAAUGUACUGCUUACAUUGCAGACUGUAUAAUUCGGAUGGGUCUUCUUCUACAUGGUGACUAUUGACGCAAAGAAGGAUUGCACUUCGUUCCCAUCUUCUACAUAGCCUAUACUUUUUGUGUCAGGCGUGUUGUGCUAUUUCAGGAGGAAUAUGAAAAGGAGAUCAAUGACACCAGGUCCCACGAGCUCAUCUUUCUGAAUGGUGCCUUGCUAGGAUGACCCAAAUUAUGUUAGUGUCGGUACGUUUAGUUGGUGAUGGUUUAGCGGGAGCGAGAGCUGCAUCUGUAACUUACGUAACUUACCCAUUGGAUGUUGUUCGAACUCGCUUGGCAACACAGGAGGGUGAGGCAGUGUCAAAGCUACUUAGCAUUCUAAGAUUGUGAACCAGUAUAUGGGUUUGCACAUCUGAGUGCUGGUGAUCUUCUUCGCGAAGAAGUUAAAUGUGAUAUGGAGCAGAUUAAAAUUGACCAUGAGCUCGUACUAUUAAUUGAUGGCUCAAGGGAAGAGACAGCGGCAUAUUCUUAGUUGAAAUCAGUUUGAUGUUUUUCAGGAAUGAAUUCCACUCGUUAUUCAAUACCACUAUGAGAAAAGUAGUGAAAUGCUGGCCGUCUGCAAAAUGUACUGGUCCGUCUCGCGGUCUCACCCCAAAAACAGAGGAGAGGAGCAGGGAGCUCCUCCCUCACACUUGUCGGCUCCAAGGAGCCCCGCCACCAUGCAUGGAGAAGAGGAGCGCGAAGCUCCUUCGCGGUGUAAGGCAAACCAAGGCUGCAACGUUUGAAUAUUAUACUCAGUCAGUUGCUCGACUACUUACAGUCCUAUUACUUGAGACUUAAUACUCGGCCAGCUGCCGUGUACAUUGUUCUGACAUAAAUGCCACCAUGUCUAUGCACAAGUCAGAAGGAACUUACCAUCUAAAAAGAUGUCUAAUUAGUGUGGUACAUGCUUCAGUACUGCAAGUUGGAGUAGCAAUGCCUACCUGCACAUUGAUGCUCAUACCUGACGGUGAGAGAAGUUGCAUCUUGAGAUUCAAUUCUUUGAUUUAUGAUGCCCAGCCAUAUGCACAAUGAGAACAUAUAUCCUUUUUACUAAUCUCUGUUUUUCUAAGUUGAAACUAUUUCUUUGUUACUUGGUUUGAGGACGGCAAAAGACUGGCCUUUUGCCGGACAGAGAAAAGACCGGCUUAUUUUAUUUUAACACAACAUAGCAAGCUCCAUAUAUUGCAGUUAGUACAUGGCAGGAUGCAGACUAUGUGCAGUAUUAGUGGUGUUUAGACUCCAAAAUGGCAGUAUUAGUGGUGUUUUAAAGAGAAAGAUUCGUAAAUGAUGUUGUUCUCUACUAAGAAAAUUCAGUAGUCGGUGUCACCAUUGAGUGCCAAUGUGAUGGGCAUUUAAGAUUUAGAUUCAGAACUCCUGGGUUCAACACAGAUGGCUUCACUUCAAUAUUUUUCCCCAUGUGGUUGAUGGAUGCGUACAUAUCUAUGUACACUGGUACAUAUCCAUCCAUUCAACUUCAGUUUUGAUGCAUCGUGUAUACUGAAUCCUACAUUAUGUUGAGAAAUUUAGAUAUAUAAAAGUAUCUGUAAGCCGACCACAUACCACACAUUUUAAAGGUUUAUUUUCUCUACAUCUGUACUAGCUUUGAACCAAGUAUUUCUACCUUCUUUUUAUUUGUUGCCAGAAAUUAAGGAAUGUCGAUCUGAUGUAUUUUUACAACAAUCAGCGUGUUGAUGUGGAGCUUGUCCAUUCGCGACAUAACUUGUUUAUGUGGGAUGGUUGGAUGAUUGAAAGUCGGACGUACCAUUAACGACGGUUGUGAGCAUGGAUUGGGGAGACGAAGAUUAUGGGAGCACAAGAAAGAAAAGAAGAAGAAAACACGUUGCGGAGUGUCGCGGCCUCCCAGUUCUUGGCCUCCGUCGGGUGGCUAGACCACGCCACAUAGAAGACGAGGGUUAUGUCAGUUAGGGGCCUCGGCAACGACGACGAGAAUGGCCAGGUCGAAAUCACAGGUGCGUGACGGCUGGAGACGGCCGCAGGGUCCAGAGAUGGGGCGCACGGCGGAUGUGUUCUACUUCCCAUUGAGAGAAUUCUGGUGGGUUUCUCUAAUAGUAUGCCAAACUAACUAACAAUUGUAGUUAACUAUACCGCAGCGGCGCACUUCUUAUUUUGGGAUUAAGCCUAAUGCUUGCUCUACCAAUCAAGUAGUACUGUUGUGAACUCAUAGGCCAAAUCAGAGGAUGCAGGUUGUACCAUUGAAGAGAGAAAAUUAUGAGAAAACUACAAUAUAUGAGAGGCUUGGUUGAUACCUUCAGAAAAGCUACAUCCCAAUAAUGUUGUGGGUUACACCUUCUGGCUUGAAAAUCAGCUUCAUAACAAGAAAGUUGCAACACUAUAUUGGUGGAUAAUUGCAUUAAAUAAAUGUUGUAAUGGUGCAUUUGUUUUUAGAUUUCUAUUAACCUGGUACCAAAAAGUUGGAGAGCAAGGACCUUAUAUCAGUGGUGUUUAUACUCCAAAAUUGCAGUAUCGGUGGUGUUUAUACUCCAAAAUUGCAGUAUCAGUGGUGUUUAGAUUCCAAAACCUAUCUAGAGUAAUCUGUCAUUUGUUCUUCAAAGAGAUUGCGUAUCUGUUACCCCAUGUCAGGUUCAGUACCUCUGGGUUCAAGAUCUAUAGCUACAAGUACUUUUGACUAGAUUGUGGUCAUAUAUGUGCUAAUUCAUGCUGAUACGCAUGCUCUUUGAACUUUUGAAAGGAAUGGAUGAAAUCAUCAUCAGAGCUUCUGCAAAUGGGAUCUCUCUUGUAAGCCCCGCUAUAGUUACUUCACUGGUCUGAACUUUGAGUAACUUGAUAUAUGUGUCUCCCAGACAAAAAUAUUUUUAUUUAUUAGUUGUAUACAUCGUAGGUUAAUACUCGUGGAUGUUGAAGAAGUUAAAUGCUAUGUACUCUUUAUUAGUUUGGUUUGAAAUGAAAAGGAUGGCAAGCUUCUUCAGUUUA